Molecule: messenger RNA, 1344 nt
Organism: Aspergillus aculeatus ATCC 16872
Lineage: Eukaryota; Fungi; Ascomycota; Eurotiomycetes; Eurotiales; Aspergillaceae
Product: D-arabinose 1-dehydrogenase (NAD(P)(+)) ARA2
Exons: 1
Coding region: 1-1239 (412 amino acids)
Biological process (GO): dehydro-D-arabinono-1,4-lactone biosynthetic process
Cellular component (GO): cytosol
Molecular function (GO): D-arabinose 1-dehydrogenase [NAD(P)+] activity
Source: RefSeq, a predicted model, not a curated record
AUGGGUCGCCCUUCGACACCCCUCUCGGCGCAUCUGCCGCCUCUGAUCAUGGGCACGGCGACAUUCAACUCCCAAUAUAACCACGACCCGUACGCACUCCCGACCACCGAGCUGGUCCAUCGCGCUCUCACUGACGGCGUGCGCGCCUUCGACACGUCGCCAUACUACGGCCCGGCUGAGGAGCUCCUCGGUCGGGCGCUGGCCAGCGAGGCCGUCCGCGCCGCAUUCCCGCGCCACAGCUACCAGAUCCUCACCAAGGUGGGCCGGAUCGCCUCCUCGUCGUUCGACUACUCGCCGCGGUGGAUCCGCCACAGCAUCCGCCGGAGUCUGCGGCGGCUGCACACCGACUACCUCGACGCGGUGUACUGCCACGACGUCGAGUUCGUGUCGCGCGCCGAGGCGCUGGAGGCGGUGCGCGAGCUGCGCCGCAUCCGCGACACCGAGGGCACCAUCCGCUACGUCGGCAUCUCGGGCUACCCGGUCGACGUGCUGUGCGAGAUCGCCGAGCUGGUGCUGCGCGAAACCGGCGAACCCCUGGAUCUCGUGCAGUCGUACGCCAACUUCACACUGCAGAACACCCGGCUCCGCAGUCAGGGCUUGCCGAGAUUGGUGGCCGCCGGCGUGGACGUGGUGCCCAAUGCGUCGCCGCUGGGCAUGGGUCUGUUGCGGAGGGACGGCGUCCCCAUCGGGAGCAUGGGGGAUUUCCACCCCGCCCCGGAUGGCCUGCGGAAUGCCGUCAUGGCAGCGGGCGCAUGGGCGAACACCCAGGAGGCGGAGAAGCUGGAAGUCAUCGCGAUUAGGUUCGCGUUGGAGGCCUGGUUGCGCGACGGGGCUCGGGUUGGCGCGAUGGGGCCGCCUCUUGCGCGGGCCCCUACCGCUGAUUCUGGUUUUGUCUCUGUGGCUUCCAAUGGGACUGGAGAGCGGCUGGGCGUCAGCGUGAUGGGCGUCAGCAAUGUGAGUGAGUUGGAGGAGACGCUUAGCGUGUGGCGAAGUAUUCUUGAUGGACUGGAGAAUGGACAAGAUAAGCAGCAGCAGCAGCAGCAGCAGACCCCGUCGGACUGGUCCCAGGAUCGUCGGCACCGCAUCGCAUCUCUGGCGCAGCAAAUCCAAGCUAUCCUCGGCCCGGACUGGGUGGACUUCACGUGGGCCAGCCCAGGACCUGACUUCGUCAAUACUCUACCUGCUGAUCACCUGGCAUCUCUUGAGAAAGCUGAAGAUGCUGCUGCGGAGGCUAGUUAGUCGGGGCGAUGGAAACCAUUCUGCGACGCCGCUUGUCGAGACAGCAAUUUGGUCUUCCCAUCAGAUUCACGAUAGUGGUUCUAAUGGAAUCUAAUUGGUCUGCCC